This is a messenger RNA of Gaeumannomyces tritici R3-111a-1, 489 nucleotides long. RefSeq lists its product as hypothetical. The record is from RefSeq and is a predicted model, not a curated record. Lineage: Eukaryota; Fungi; Ascomycota; Sordariomycetes; Magnaporthales; Magnaporthaceae. The transcript is spliced from 2 exons. The coding region runs from base 1 to 489 and encodes 162 amino acids.
AUGCGGACCAACACCAUCUUCGCCUGUCUCGGCGCCGUCGGCCUCGCCGCCGCCGCCGCCGAGCCCACCGGAACUAGGGACAUGGGCCGGUCCCCUUUCGUGAACACUGCCCGGAUGCAGAAGGCAGGCGAUGAGUAUGAGUGUGCGGUGUACUCUGACCCUCGGUGGACCUUCUCGUUGCGAGACGCCCAGGCAGUCAUCCAGAAAUGGGCCGACCGCGGCGAUGUGCCCAUCCUCUUGGCGAAGGGCGACUGCUUCAACCAAAAGGCCGGGAAAUGCCUCGGUUGGAUCUGCAGGACCUACGCCUCCAACGAUCCCGCGGUGACCAUCCCAAACUCUCUCGUCGUCAGCCAGCUCAAACAUCUGUCGAACUGGUGCUUUGGGCAAGAUAAGAACGACAGUGCCAUCUUGCGACAUGCUACAGUGUUGAGGAGAGAGGAAGUGGAAACACUUAUAAUAUCGAUUGGGCCGACGUUCGAGAAAUCUUAG